This is a messenger RNA of Meira miltonrushii, 894 nucleotides long. RefSeq lists its product as uncharacterized. NCBI's taxonomy places the organism in Eukaryota, Fungi, Basidiomycota, Exobasidiomycetes, Exobasidiales, Brachybasidiaceae. The transcript has 3 exons. Bases 1 to 894 code for a protein of 297 amino acids. The record is from RefSeq and is a predicted model, not a curated record.
AUGACUGACACAACUUCUCCAAAGGAAGCCGAGACAACGGCCAUUGAGCCAAAGGAUGAAAAGAAAGAGGAGGACAAAAUUGAACACAUCAUCAUUCUUUCGACACGUAUUGACUUCAACGAUGUUGUCUUGAUCUGCAAAGGAGACAAAGAGGACUGCUUUAUCCAUUUUCAUGUAGAAAGUGCAGUAUUGGCGUGUGUCUCUUCGCCAUUCGCAAGCUUGCUCACCGACUGCAAAAACGAGAAAGAAGACGCAAACACAAUCAAGACUUUCCUCAAUGUCGUUUACGGCAAACCUGACCUUGCUGUCUGUGAUUCAUUCCACCAUCUCUUCAUGGUUUUGGAAUUGGGUGACAAGUUCUGCGCCACCUUCGUUGUAGACCGAAUGAUCUUCCAGCUUUGCGAAAUCCUUCGCGUAUACGUUGAAGAACAGAAGCCUCUUACCUCCAGGUACAGCAAUGCUGUAAUUCUGAAACUAUUGAGUCUCUGUCGCAAGAUCAACCACAAGCAAGUGCUCGCAUCACAAUUGGCUUUCAAUACACUCAAAAGUACAAUCCUUCGCCAUUGGCAUCAAUAUGUACUAAAAUGUGGUGCAAAAUUUUUCGGUAAAUGCGCUUGUUCAUGUCGAAAUUGCGCAUGCGUUAGCAUGUUUUGUCAUCAAAAUCGAACCUUCGAUGAUAAAUCGAGCAAAUUGUCGGUCGAUAUGUUCUUUCCAAAGCAAAGUUCCACGGAAUACUUUUCUGCGUUGGAACUUUUGCUUUUCACCAACGCACUGAAAACAUAUCUUCAUAAUGGCGGAGAUGCUGAAAAGGCCUUGUUCGAGUUCCUCUCGCCUCAAUUCAAAAUGGAGUCUAAUAACGCUGCCACUAGAGUAGUGCUCUCCUUUGUAGAAUGA